This is a messenger RNA of Myotis brandtii (Brandt's bat), 2290 nucleotides long. RefSeq names its product NIMA-related kinase 5 (gene NEK5). The coding region runs from base 38 to 2290 and encodes 750 amino acids. Gene Ontology annotation, molecular function: ATP binding; protein kinase activity. Gene Ontology annotation, biological process: protein phosphorylation. The transcript is spliced from 22 exons. The record is from RefSeq and is a predicted model, not a curated record. Lineage: Eukaryota; Metazoa; Chordata; Mammalia; Chiroptera; Vespertilionidae.
GCAGCCCGGGAGCAGGAAACUUCAUGCAUUGGAAACCAUGGAUAAAUAUGAUGUGAUUAAGGUCAUUGGGGAAGGUGCCUUUGGGAAAGCAUACUUGGCCAAAGGGAAAUCAGAUAGCAAGCACUGUGUUAUAAAAGAGAUCAAUUUUGCAAAGAUGCCCAUCCAAGAAAAAGAAGCUUCAAAGAAAGAAGUCAUUCUUCUGGCAAAGAUGAAACAUCCUAACAUUGUAACCUUCUUCAGUUCAUUUCAAGAGAACAACAGGCUGUUUAUUGUGAUGGAGUACUGUGAUGGAGGGGAUCUCAUGAAAAGAAUCAAUAGACAACGGGGAGUGCUAUUUAAUGAAGAUCAGAUCCUGAGUUGGUUUGUGCAGAUUUCUCUAGGACUAAAACAUAUUCAUGACAGGAAGAUCUUACACCGGGACAUAAAAACACAGAACAUUUUUCUUAGCAAGAAUGGAGUGGUCGCAAAGCUUGGGGACUUUGGUAUAGCAAGAGACCUGAACAAUUCCACAGAACUUGCGCAGACGUGUGUUGGGACACCUUACUACCUGUCUCCAGAGGUCUGCCAGAAUAAGCCCUACAACAACAAAGCGGAUAUUUGGUCUCUUGGCUGUGUAUUAUAUGAGCUCUGCACACUCAAGCAUCCUUUUGAAGGUAACAACUUACACCAGUUGGCUCUGAAGAUUUGUCAGGCACAUUUUGCCCCAGUAUCUCCAAGGUUUUCCUGUGACCUGCGGUCCUUGGUAUCACAGCUCUUUAAAGUAUCUCCCCAAGAUCGGCCAUCUAUUAAUUCAAUUUUGAAAAGGCCCUUUUUAGAGAAUCUCAUUGCCAAAUACUUGACUCCUGAGGUCAUUCAAAAAGAAUUCAAUCAUACCCUAAUAGGUAGAACAAGAUCAUCAGUUUCUCAAUCUGCUGAGAAGGUGGUCCAAGAUUUUAAAAUACAGAAAAUGAGAUUCCAGGAGAAGUGCUUACCAAGAUCAAGAAUGUCAGUGCCAAAUAAAACGAAGGAUAUAAUAUAUGGAUAUGAAUGGAGACAACCAGCUGGAGCCCAGAAGCCCAUAUCUAUAAAAAUGGUAGAAAGGCCCAAACAUGCUGGAGUGUGUGGCCAUUAUGAUUAUUACUAUGCUCAACUUGACUUGUUAAGGAAGAGAUAUCAUGAACCACAUUACCACUGUGUUCCUCAUGAAGAUACCAGAGUUAAGGAGAAUUAUAGUCAGGAAGAAAGCAGCAGUCAAUCACCAGGCCAAUGGCCUGCCGAAUACCUUCAGAGGAAAUUUGAAGCUCAGCAAUAUAAGUUGAAAGUAGAAAAGCAACUGGGUCUUCGUCCAUCUUCUGCUGAGCCAAAUCACAGGAGACAAGAGCUAAGAAGUAAUGGAGAAGAGCCUAGAUUCCAGGAGUUGCCAUUCAGGAGAAACAAAAUGAAGGAACAGGAAUAUUGGAAGCAGUUAGAGGAAAUACGCCAACAGUACCACAAUGACAUGAAAGAAAUUAGAAAGAAGAUGGGGAGUGAACAAGAGGAAGACUCAAAAAUAAGUCAUAAAACCUAUCUGGUGAAGAAGAAUAACCUGUCCACCCACCAAGAGACACCCGAGGAAGAAGCACCUGUGCAGGAUAUUGAAAGAGACUUGAAAAAAAUUAGACUUCAGAACAUAAAGGAAAGUAAAAUUCCAGAACAAAAAUAUAAAGCUAAGAGAGGAGUAAAGUUUGAAAUUAAUUUAGACAAAUGUAUUUCUGAUGAAAAUAUUCUUGAAGAGGAAGAGGCCAUAGACAUGCUAAAUGAAACUUUGACCUUUGAGGAUGGCAUGAAGCUUAAGGAAAAUAAAUGUAUAAAGGAGCAUGAGGAUUACACAGAUGAAGCAUUGGAAAAACUCUGCUCAGAAGCAGAUGGCCAAGUGAUGGCGAUCAGUGGCAUUCCAGAAAAUAGGAAACAGUGGCGGCAUGAAGCUCCAGAAACUUUAAUGAAUCUUUUGGCAGCAGCACAUCUAACAAGUAGCUCAUUUUCUGCCAAAGAAGGAGAAUUUGUGAGAACAUUAAAACAAUGGCUUCCUAAAGAAAAUGAGGGGACGGUGGAAAUGGCCUCUGGCAUGGAAGUAGAUGAGGAACAACCAGAACCAAGAGAUGAUGAUGAUGAUGAUGAUACAAAUUUUGAAGAAUCUGAAGAUGAGUUGAGAAAUGAAGUAGUAGAAUCCCUGGAAAAACUCACUACUUCCAAAGAGGAGGGGAAAAAAGAAGAGGUUUCUGGUUCCUCUGAGGACACUGAAAAGUUAGGAGAAAUACGCAGAAUGAAAUGA